CACAUUUCCAUUUGACUUCACUCAUACCUCUUAUUCACCCGCUGUUGUUCGCGCGGUCAAGACAUUGUCCCCACAUUAAAUCAAACCUAUAACGACGAAAGUUGUCACCGCAAGAAGAGGAAGGAUAAAACUUAUAAAGGACGAAAUUUUCGACCCACAAAAGAGCACAAAAUGCCUGCGGUUAAGCGGAAAGCUCCCCCUACGCUGGGUGCUAAGCUCCAGAGACGUGUUCGCCCGAGAUUUGAAGCCGAGCCCGACUCGGAUGUGGAGGGGAGCUCAGAUGAGGCCCCCAGUGAGGAAGAGGGUGGCGGCUUCCACACAGGCAGCGACACCGAGGAGGAGGAUGAAGAGAUCGAGGAGGGCAGUGAAGCAGGCAGUGACGAUGAGUCCGAUGCACCCUCAGAGCACGGCGGCGCCGGCAUCGAUGCCUCGCAACUCUCAUUCGGUGCCCUCGCCCGAGCCCAGGCCUCUCUCGGCGCACUGAAGAAAAAGAAGAAGAGUAAGGGUGGCGACGAGGAGUCCUCCGACGACGAAGAGAAAGAAGAGCCCAACUGGAAGACCGAGAUCGAAAAGGGCAUGAAAGCCAAAGCCGAGAAGCACCACCGGACCUCCAAGCACGCGCCCGUCGAGAUGACCUCCAAAAAGCCCGUCUCUCGGCGUCGCGACUUCCUCGCCAACAACAGCGAGCCCGCCAAGCCCAAAUCGCGGGACCCCCGUUUCGCCCCGCCCGGAAUCGGUGGCGGCAGCUCCGGCGGCAGCAAGGGCGUAGUAGACGAGAUCAAGGCGCGCAAAGCCUACUCGUUCCUGGACGACUACCAGGAGGACGAGAUGAAGCAGCUGCGGAUGGCGAUCAAGAAGACGAAAGAUGCCAAGGAAAAGGAGCAGCUGCAGCGGGCGCUGCUGUCGAUGGAGAGCAAGAAGAAGGCGCGCGUCCGCAAGGAUAAGGAGCGCGAGCUGUUGUCGGAGCACAAGAAGAAGGAGAAGGAGCUCAUCAAGCAGGGCAAGACGCCCUUCUACCUGAAGAAGUCAGAGCAGAAGAAGCAGCUGCUUGUGGAGCAGUUUGCGAGCAUGAAGAAGAGCCAGGUCGAUAAGGCGAUUGAGCGCAAGAGGAAGAAGAUUGCGGGUAAGGAGAAGAAGGCGUUGCCGUUGGCGAGACGGACGGCUGAGGAUAGGUAAAGGGUAGGUAGGGU
Neurospora tetraspora is the source of this 1190-nucleotide messenger RNA. RefSeq lists its product as uncharacterized. Gene Ontology annotation, biological process: maturation of SSU-rRNA from tricistronic rRNA transcript (SSU-rRNA, 5.8S rRNA, LSU-rRNA). Gene Ontology annotation, cellular component: nucleolus; 90S preribosome. Bases 172 to 1176 code for a protein of 334 amino acids. NCBI's taxonomy places the organism in Eukaryota, Fungi, Ascomycota, Sordariomycetes, Sordariales, Sordariaceae. The record is from RefSeq and is a predicted model, not a curated record. The transcript is spliced from 2 exons.